AUGUAUUCAGGUAGUGUGCUAUUCCGAACGAGAGAGAGAGAGAGAGAGACUAAACGUGGACUAAAAGCACGAGCUGUUGAGCUGUUGUUCUGUGAUGCGAGGAAAGGUGAUAUUCUAACAGGUUCAAGUGUGUCAUUUAUAGAGGACUCAUGGAGGAAAAUCUUCCCGAUGAUCUGACGAAUCUCUCCGAACUGGACGAGAAAACUUUGCUGGAAGUUUUGACUGGACGCUUCACACACAGUCACAUUUACACCUAUAUAGGAGACAUCCUGGUGGCUAUUAACCCAUUUAAGUAUCUUUCAAUCUAUGAAAAGGAGGUAUCGGAGAGGUAUAAAUGUCACGAGAAGAGGUCUUUGCCCCCUCAUAUAUUUGCUGUGGCGGACAGAGCGUAUCAGUCAAUGCUCGGACGUCUGGCCACGGGACCCAAGAACCAGUGUAUCGUAAUCAGUGGUGAGAGCGGAGCGGGUAAAACUGAGAGCACCAAACUGCUGUUGAGACACAUCAUGGAGCUGUGUAAAGCAAACUCACAACUCGAACAGCAGAUCUUGCAGGUGAAUCCACUUCUCGAGGCCUUUGGAAACGCACAGACGGUCAUGAACGACAACAGCAGCCGCUUUGGGAAAUAUAUCCAGCUACGCUUCCAGAACUCAUCAGUCAAAGGAGCCAAAAUCAACGAGUAUCUCCUGGAGAAAUCUCGGGUGGUGCAUCAGGAUGAGGGGGAACAGAACUUUCACAUCUUCUACUUCAUGUUGGUGGGAAUCUCCUAUGAAGAUAAAGAGAUCUACGGUCUCCUCGAUCCUACGCACUACCGUUAUUUGAACGGCAGGUUUGGGCAAGAAGACGUGGCGCAGAACUGGCGUGUAAAAUAUGCUGAAGUGUGUAAUGCCAUGGACAUGGUGGGCUUUGAAGAGCAGGAAAAGGUGGACAUGAUGACUAUUCUCGCUGGAAUUCUGUCACUGGGGAACAUCACAUUUGAAACAACAGACAACGACGUUCUGAAAGUGUGUGAGGGGUCGCGUGGCUGGUUAAAAGCAACUGCUGGUCAGUUUGGUGUUCAGGAAGAGGACUUAUUGAAGAGUUUGACCUGCACCACGUCAAUGACACGAGGAGAGGCCAUCCAACGCCUGCACAACCAGCAGCAGGCCGAGGAUGCCAGAGACUCCAUCGCUAAAUUGGCGUACGGUCGAGUGUUCGGAUGGAUCGUCAGUAAAAUCAACGAACAGCUCGCACCAAAAGUAGACUGUGAUGUUGAACUCAGUGAAAUUGGAAUCCUUGAUAUCUUUGGUUUUGAAAACUUCGCUGUGAACCGGUUUGAGCAGCUCUGCAUUAAUCUUGCCAAUGAACAACUCCAGUAUUUCUUUAACCAUCACAUUUUUCUGAUGGAACAGAAUGAGUAUAAAGAGGAAGGCAUCACAUGGGAGACCAUAACAUACAAGGACAACAAACCCAUACUGGAUCUCUUCCUUACUAAACCCAUCGGGAUUCUCUCUCUGUUAGAUGAACAAAGCGCCUUUCCUCAGGCCACUGACAGAGAUUUUGUUGACAAGUUAAACAGCAAGUUUAAAGCUGCUCCCAACUUUGAGGUCGUGCGAAACCACACCCCUCUUUUCACUAUUGUGCACUACGCUGGGAAGGUGCAAUACAAUGCAAGUGGUUUUCUUGAGAAAAACAGAGACACGAUUCCAGCCAACAUUCGUGAGCUCUUCAUUAACAGCGUCACUCCACUGCUCAGCGUUCUGUUCGCAGCCACGAUUUCCAGAACGGGGACGCUAAUGCCACGGAAAGCAAAGUUUCAAGUUGCAGACGACAACUUCAACUCGACCAGGAAGCAGUCGGUCGGGUCGCAAUUUAAGCAUUCUUUGGCUGUUCUAAUAGAGAAGAUGUUUGCCGCCAGUCCGCACUUCGUCCGAUGCGUCAAACCCAACAGAAGCAAACAGCCCGAUCAACUGGACAGCAAACUGGUCAUGGAUCAGCUGAGGUAUAACGGCUUAUUGGAAACAAUCCGCAUCCGGCGAGACGGUUUCUCGUGGCGUCCAACUUUCAGGGAGUUUGCAGAGAGGUACACCAUUCUGCUGCUGAAACCUGAUCUGCCGGCAAACAAAGAAAGUUGUAUGUCUAUCCUCAACAACACUGAGCUAUCUGGUUGGAAGUGUGGAUCGUCACGUUUGUUUUUUAAAUACUGGCACCAGGAGGAGUUGGCACGUCUGCUGGAGCAACUGGGACGAGCAGCGCUUGUCAUUCAAAAGAAUUACCAUGCAUGGAUCUGCAGACGGAAGUAUCUGGCUCUGAUAGUGGAGUUACGGCGACAGCGACAGGCUCAGCGAGAGAGAGAGGAGAAGGAGAGGAGGAGACAACAGCUAGAGGAGGAGAUGAAGAGACGACUGGAAGUCGAGGAGGAGAAUCUGCGCCCUGAAUCUCCACCGGUUCCCUUGCCAAGGAAGAGGAUGCCGCAGCCCAAACCUCGCUCUGCACCGGGUAGCAUCACCAAAGCACCACACCUGGCACCGGUACCACGCCCACGCAGCAAGCUUUUUGAGGCGACUCCGUUUGAUAAUGAGCUGAAUGAGAAGGUUCAUCUGGACAUUUCUCAGGUGCUUCAGACGAUAGAUGAAGAGCGUAUUAAAGAGAAACACCUGAAGAAGACCAACACCAUCCGCUGGUUUAAGGAGACGCAGGUCCGUAAGCUGGCCCGAGACGGAAACUUUCCCAGCUGGUUUCACGGCAUGAUCACACGAAGACAAGCAGAGGAUCUCUUGAUUGACAAACCUCUUGGCUGCUUCUUGGUACGUGUUGGUCAAAGUCGGGAAGGCUACACUCUUACCUACAGGGGUGCUAAUCGCUGUCGUCACUACAUGAUUGAGAUGCAGACUAAUGGGAAGUAUGUGAUUCUCGGGGAGGAUCGAGCCCAUUCGUCUUUGGUAGACUUGGUCCAGUACCAUGCUCAUGUGGGCAUCAAGCCCUUUCUGGAGCUGCUCACGGUACCCUGCGGUCAGAUGUGUGAGCAGGAGCCAGACUAUGAGGAACUCAAAGCUCUGACAUCAUCGGCAUCAGUGGAGAGCAGCAGUGUAAAUUCUGCUGAAGAGGCCGAUCAGGAAAUGGGAACUGGAUCAAACAAAGUACAUCUGCAGAUGCAGAGACUGUUCCUGCCCCCGGGGCAAAACUCAAGCCCAGAGCACCACAAACCCCCCGUGCUGAAACGCAUAUCUGACAGGCGGCGACUGGUUGAGGCCACAGAGAUGGAACGCAAGGACAAUGACAAUCCAAACCAUGCGAGCAGACCGUUCCCCCGGCUGUACCCGUCCAUACGGUUGGCCAUGAGGGAAAUCCAACAGAUCCAACAGCACUUCCAGCAGAGCCAAGAUCAAAUCAAAGUCUCCUCCAACAAACCCUUGACUUCUUGGAAGAGGACAGAUGCAUAACACAUUGGAGAAUGAAACUCCAGUUGUUCUUGAUGCUGCUAUUUAUACUUUGACUUAUGUAAAUUGACAUUUUAAAGACACGAAGUGUCAUGGAAAUUCUCCACCUGGAAUUCACAUGGAGUGGGAGGGUUCCAAACACAUUACAGGACACGGUGCAGUGUUUUCCUCAGCGCUUUAUUCAUACCAUCCGGCCGGGGGGAGAAGCUCCUGUGGCUUCUCUUGAACACACAUACAUGGCAGGCUUAUAUAGGUUGUUAACAAGUUAUAUGUGAUUUCUCAUGUGAAAAGAUGUUUGUUAAGGAUGUUGUCACAUGAUCAGACCCUUAGCAGUAUGAACAAAGAGAAAUUGUCUUCUGCCUUAAGCACAACACAGGGCUGCUCCAAUUCUGCAUUUUCUAGCUUGAAGUAUUUUAUAACUAUUAUAAUUUCUUUCACAGAAGGAAAACAUUUUUUCAUUGGAUGUAAUUUUAUUUAACAUGUAAAUUAUGUUCUUGAUGUUUCUAGGUACUUGAAUAAAUGGUAUUAUUUCAUACACUGCACGCCUCUCUGCAUUUAAGGCUCCAGAAUUUAUAUGAUGAAUCACUUAAAUAAUAAAUAAAAUAAAACUAUUCUCUGAAGAGGCUGGCGCUCAAACUAAUGAACAUGCCGAACAUGAUCCUUUCCCGUGGUCUAAAGGAGUGGCUAUUUAACACGGCACAUAUAAAACACGGACAGAUCCCAACCUGUCUGAAUUCUCACAGGAUUUGGAGGGAAUCUCGACCAAAGCUUGACACAGUCUCUGAUCUUCCGAUGGAUCUGAUAUUGCUCGGAAUUUUCCUCUCCAUCACCUUCAGUGCUGUUCAAGAUAAU
This is a messenger RNA of Myxocyprinus asiaticus (Chinese sucker), 4268 nucleotides long. Its product is annotated as myosin-IIIb-like. Gene Ontology annotation, molecular function: ATP binding; cytoskeletal motor activity. The transcript has 30 exons. The record is from RefSeq and is a predicted model, not a curated record. Lineage: Eukaryota; Metazoa; Chordata; Actinopteri; Cypriniformes; Catostomidae. Gene Ontology annotation, cellular component: myosin complex. Bases 150 to 3419 code for a protein of 1089 amino acids.